Leptidea sinapis is the source of this 3822-nucleotide messenger RNA. RefSeq lists its product as uncharacterized. The coding region runs from base 332 to 2545 and encodes 737 amino acids. Lineage: Eukaryota; Metazoa; Arthropoda; Insecta; Lepidoptera; Pieridae. The transcript has 15 exons. The record is from RefSeq and is a predicted model, not a curated record.
AAGGUCGUGAGAAGGAGUGGGGUUCUUCGCGGCUGCAUUUCAUUUCAGUGAUUGCUACUUAGGGCUAUUACGUACAACUAUAACAGUUAUGUAAUAUAGUCUUUUGUCUGAUAAAAUAUGGAUUUUCGUAAGCAGAAAACAUAAGUGUAAUAAUUCAACAAGUGUCGGUUCGCGGUUUAUUUAUUCAGCUGAGAGUUGUAACGUUCGUAGAAAUGUGUUUGAGAUUCUUUUUUCUCAAUGGUGGUACUUAGUGGACAGAAAUUGGAGUGGUCGUGAAGAAUUUAAGUGCUAAAAAAUACUGUAAAUAUACCGUAUAUGAAGUGCGUAAACAAUGUAUUUUUGUGUUUACGUUUUGUUUGAAAUACUCCUGGUUUAUUCCUUUUUGGAUUUUACAAAAUCCCAAUGCCUGCAAGACCAGAGCUUUAUCCGCUGGUCGGGCAUCAACGUGGAGAAGGCAGCUCCGGUGUUCAUGUACACCGCCAGCGGAGCUGAAGAGUCUCUCACCGGGGCCUGCCUGGCGAGGUGCAGAGAGCUAGACGUAUGUGAUGCCGUGGCCAUCUCCUACACACGAGGAAGCUGUCAGGGCUUGGCUAAAAUGGAGACCACACACCUCCACUCAGACAAUGACGUAUCCUACUUCAAGAAAGUCUGCCUGGAAUUGCCAAGAAGCUGUAAAAACAAAUGGUGGUCAUUGGAAGGUACAUCAGGCUAUUAUUUAAACUCGGAAAGUCUAAACACAAAGCUUAUACUGAACGUUACCGUGCAGGAUUGUUACAGAGCCCUCUUCACUUCAAAUACAAAACUAAAUUAUUACAGAUCAGCUCAAUGGAUAGACCCCGAGAAUGCGUUGGACAUUCUGCAGGUGUCAGACAAAGCUGUUGGCAACUGUAUACUGAACCCGGAGAACAAGUUCACAGAGCCAGAAUCCUAUCGCGUCUCUAAUUACUAUACCUUCUACAUUGAGAACGAAUGUACACAUGACUAUACCAAAAAAAUAGACAGAUGUUCAUACGAAGAGUAUAACAACCAGACGUUGAAGCGAGUUGAUUUGACCUUACAUAACUAUACGAAGGACGAGUGUAAAUCUGCUUGUGAAAGUGAAGAGAGAUUCGUUUGUCGCGGGUUUACCUGGACGAGAGCACACGCGGGUAGUCUGUGUGAUCUUCACAGCGAGGACCUCAUCACGACUGGCUCCUGGCUGCUACGGAGAGUGUCUGGUGCAACGUACUACAGAAGAGUCAUAUGCCUUAACAUCAGUGUGGAAUGCGACGAAACCGACUUGGGUGUCACGUAUUACCCUCGAGGAGUGUUCAGAGGGCGCAUGUAUGUCCCCGGCCACGGAGAGAAGUGCAGCGCUAGAGGGUUCGCCGGAGCUGUCAAACUGACAUUACCCAUGCACGGAGACUGUGAUGUCAACUUCGCCUACGCUAUAACUAAGGGACCUAAUGGAGCUGUCAAUAGAACAAUGGCGUACGUGAUGCUGAUGAUUCAGAAUAACCCCAUAAUCCAGACGGCUGGCGACCGCUGGGUCCGUGUGGGGUGCUCGCCCGGCCGCGACUCCAGGGGAUAUACCAGAGUUGACGCCACUGUUGCCGUGCACGAUGCCAGUCGGCCAAGUCUUGCAAGCGAGUCGGAUGGCAUUGGAGAGCCUGGUGCCAGUGCGGUGUACAGUGCGACCUCAGUGCCAAUAACCAUGUACGUGCUCAGAACAGGAGGUGACGGAGACAUAGAACCCAGAGCUGUAGCGCUGGGCGAACCACUUGAGCUGCGCAUUGAGACCACAGAAUCUACUGAGAUAGAAGCUUAUCACUUGGUAGCGUCAUCGAGGCUUGGCGACAGUUCUGUGCUGUUACUGGACAACCAGGGCUGCCCCACGGGACAAGUUGACUUUCCGCAACUGAGUCGUUCAAUGGUUGGCAACACUCAGCGACUUUCAGGGCGGUUCAAAGCGUUCCGGUUUCCAAACUCGCACGUCGUGAGGUUCGCUAUCAUGGUGCGCUUCUGUGGACAAGCCUGUGCUCAGGUAAAUUGUGGAGAAAAACAGGCAAGGAAUAAUCGACAAGCAAACAACACCUACGAUUGGGUUGACGCCGAGAGUACAGCAGCUGUCACUCAAGAGAAAGCAUGGGAUCCAUAUGUAGUGGCUCAAGGGGGACCAAUGCUGUGUUCCGAGGGUGCUGCAAAUUACGUGGGAGGCGGGAAGAUACCGCUGGAACUUGAGCUGCUAGUUGGUGCCCGGGAUAUCCUGUCUGCGGACACCCUUGUGCGUGCUGAUCAUAGAUCAUCAUUACCGGAAGACGCUCACUUCGACGGCGCAUUGGUCUGUGUGCACGAGUUGCUACUGGUAGCAAUGGCACUGGCUUGGCUUGCUGUUCAACUGUUGCUGCUAAUUGGUUGCUGCAUCCUAGUAAAAAGAUACAGAAACCUGGCGGAAAUGAAUAUGCAGAAGGACUACAACUCCUUUGACAAUAUCGGUUUUGAUACCAGCUCUACGCACCGCCGCGUCCAUUGGCCAGAUCAGAACAUUGAUUUUAUUCACACUUAGUUUAUUUGUGUCCAAUUAAUAUGUAAACUACAAUGAUAUUAUUCGAUAUAUUAAGUUGAAGAGGAGCAGAAAAUCAGAAAUGUUACAUUCGCGCGCAUUGUGACACUAUUGCCCUGAUUGCGACAUAUUUUGACAUUACGUGAGUUUGCUCACAGUUUGACAGUGACAAACAAUGUGACGUGUGUUACGUUGAUCAAUGAUCACCUUUUAUUUGUUUUGUGGGUGUUUAACGUACGUAUAUUAUAAUCAUUGAUAACUUUUUAUAUUUAAAAAAAUAAACUGUUAAUAAUAAUACCUAAUUUUAUUAACUAAUUCUACUUUUAAAUGUGACCGCACAUAUAUAUAAAAGUAGGAUUGGUUUUGCAAUAUUUAUUCAUAUCCAAGUACAUUAAUACACCAUUUCGCACGUAUGGCGCAUAGGUAGUUGCGUAAAAUAGGAACAUGUGCACAUUUUUAACCGACUUCAAAAAGGAGGAGGUUAUCAAUUCGAUCGGUUUUUUUAUGUAUGUACACCGAUUACUCUGAGAUUUAUGAUCCGAUUUACGUAUUUCUCUAUUAUAAUAGAUGCCAUAUUUUGGUCCCAUAAAAAUUUUACAUUGUUUGGCCCAGUAGAUUUCACUUUAUGAACAUUUAUAUGAAAAUUAUAGCAAUAAUUGUUCUAGACGAAACAAUCCCACUCAAAGUCACGUUUAUUACAUUUGGCUUGGCACUGACUUAAAACCUACUAAUAUGUAGCACAUACAAAUAAUAGUAUUUUAUUAAUAUUAAAGGUAAAGGUUUGCAUAAGAGGUGUAUUAAAUUAAAUUUUUAGUUAUUUGAUACUUUUCAGUUUUUGAAGUCGGUUUUUUUAAACGUAGUUUUUUUUAUGUAUGAAAUGCGUCUAAUAUAGCACGUGCUAAAAACACAAAAGCAAUUCACUCAAGCACCGUAUAAAUUUAUGAAAAAAAAACAAUAUUAAUCAAUUAAUAUACUUAUUAAGUGCAAAUUAUUUUCUUGAAAAGUUUUUCUCUUUGACCAAUGAUCUGGUCAAGUUCUUAUUGGAUGAGGAUCCGGAUGAGCCGGAUAACAUUGGAUGAGGGUAGCGCAGGAGCGAUCGCCGUGGAGAUCUUUCGGGGAGGCCUUUGUCCAGCAGUGGAAAUCUUUAGGCUUUUAUGAUGAUACGAAGUAAAAAUUUAGUUAUUUUUAGACAUGUUUUACUAUUUUAUAAUGUAUUUAUUUUAAACGUCAGAGAAUAUUAAAACACUACUUCAUACAAUAAAUAUUUAAUUUCAACAAUU